AUGAGCAUGGACGUAGCAGGUGCAGAGGCACCUGUCAAGGGGAAAUUCCUUGGUAUACUUGUCUGCUGGCUUUUGGGAAAUGGAAGCCUUUUCGCGUGGAACAGUAUGCUCACCAUUGAAGAUUACUACUCCCAUCUCUUCCCGAAUUACCACCCAACAAGAGUACUCACGCUAUCCUACCAGCCUUUUGCCUUUGGAAUAACCCUCAUCAUGACAUACUAUGAAGCAAAGAUGAACACAAGAUUGAGAAAUCUUGCAGGAUUUUCCCUUUUCUUCCUCGGUUCCUUUGCAUUGAUAAUUCUGGAUGUUGCAACUAAAGGACAUGGUGGGCUUGGAAUUUUCAUUGGUGUAUGCAUAAUUAGCGCCAUAUUUGGGACAGCUGAUGCUAAUUGUCAAGGCGCAUUGGUUGGCGACCUUUCUUUAAUGUGCCCAGAGUUCAUUCAGUCCUUCAUGGCAGGCUUAGCUGCAUCAGGGGUUCUCACAUCAGCUUUGAGAUUAAUUACCAAGGCAGCUUUUGAGAGCUCAAAAGAUGGUCUUCGCAUUGGAGCUAUACUGUUCUUUUCAAUCACAUGCCUGUUCGAGCUGGUGUGCCUCCUGCUAUACACGUUCGUCUUCGCCAAACUACCCAUCGUGAAGUACUACCGUGCAAAGGCAGCCGCUGAAGGUAGCAAGACUGUUGCCAGCGACCUUGCUGCUGCAGGGAUCAUCGCUGAACAACACGGACAAAUCGAGGAGGAUCCACAGAAAUACAAGCGUCUGACCACUAAAGAGCUGCUCAUGCAGAACAUCGACUACGCGAUCGAUAUCUACCUGAUAUACGUCCUGACGCUGUCAAUCUUCCCAGGAUUUUUGUCUGAAGACACUGGAGAACACAACCUAGGAUCAUGGUACGCACUUGUGCUGAUUGCCAUGUACAAUGUGUGGGACCUGAUCGGGAGGUACGUGCCGCUGAUCCCGUGCUUGAAGCUAACCUCCCGGAAGGUCAUGAUGGCGGCUGUCUUGGCACGGUUCCUGUUCAUCCCGGCGUUCUACUUCACGGCCAAAUACGGCGACCAGGGGUACAUGAUCCUCCUAACCUCCUUCCUGGGGCUCACCAACGGGUACCUCACCGUGUGUGUGCUCAUGGAGGCGCCCAACGGCUACAAUGGCCCCGAGCAGAACGCGCUGGGCAACGUGCUCAUCGUCUGCCUCCUCGGCGGCCUCUUCUCAGGCGUCGUGCUCGACUGGCUCUGGCUCAUUGGCAAGGGCUGGUGA
Miscanthus lutarioriparius is the source of this 1254-nucleotide messenger RNA. Lineage: Eukaryota; Viridiplantae; Streptophyta; Magnoliopsida; Poales; Poaceae. The record is from the annotation of a GenBank genome assembly.